This is a messenger RNA of Dermacentor andersoni, 698 nucleotides long. RefSeq lists its product as uncharacterized. NCBI's taxonomy places the organism in Eukaryota, Metazoa, Arthropoda, Arachnida, Ixodida, Ixodidae. The record is from RefSeq and is a predicted model, not a curated record.
CAUCAUCAUUGCAGCUGCCUCGAGCUAAGCGUGUUCGGCGGUUUCGAGCGUUGGUUCGUGGCUGAUUCCUGGGAAAGAUCGUGUAGCAGAUGCUCGACGGAUGCUGACAUGGCUCGUGACCGGCCCAGCUCUUCGCGGACGUCACCUGCAGUGGCAGAACCCGCAACGCGUGCGGUAACCCGCGUCCCACUGCAUUCACGGCGGCAAAUUGCUGCACUUGCCGGCCGCUCAAUUUUGCCCCGCCGCGCCGGCGCUGUUGGCAAUACCUAUCGCUUCAGUGCCGUGAAAGCCGCCGUCCGGCGCUUCCUCAAAGACCCGAUAGGCCAGCCACUGCCUAAACCUGUCGAGAACUGCCUAACCGCACGAUUCAAGAAAAUACUGAGGGCUUACGCCACGCUGGUCGCCGAAGAGCUGCGCUUUCUGCAGCUUGUUCAGGACCUGGAAGAACGAUUGGCCGCGGCUGGCCGGGAACUGGGCAUCCUACAGGAGCGCCUCGCACAAGCCGAGUCUCAUUGGUUCAGCCAGUGGUGGAGUCCACGAGCAGGAGACUAUGCGCGAGGCCCGGGUUGCUGAUGCCACGGAUGCGUCACACCACCGUCUUGUGGGAGCAAGUACUCGCCAAACAUCGCCAGCCGCGUUCUAAAUAAAGGCUUUGGAUGAAAAAAUUACGACAGAACCCAUCCAAAGGUCAUUCUCGA